This is a messenger RNA of Myotis davidii, 2574 nucleotides long. RefSeq names its product protease, serine 12 (gene PRSS12). Lineage: Eukaryota; Metazoa; Chordata; Mammalia; Chiroptera; Vespertilionidae. Gene Ontology annotation, cellular component: membrane. The record is from RefSeq and is a predicted model, not a curated record. Gene Ontology annotation, biological process: proteolysis. The transcript has 10 exons. Bases 658 to 2151 code for a protein of 497 amino acids. Gene Ontology annotation, molecular function: serine-type endopeptidase activity.
CCGCAGUUGUCUGAGUGCGAUUCUCAUGUCCACGUCCCAGUUGCUCUCCUGAGCACCUGCCGUCCACCAGACCAACGCGAAGACAAGUACAGGCCUCGCCCGGCCCACACUGAAUGGAUGAAACGCACUGACAUUUUCGCUCCUUUAAAGGGGGAAGAGAGUGAGGCAGACUGUGGCCUCUAGAGCAGCAGAGUGGGGUGCUCUGGGGGAAGCACACCAGCCACCCCACCCGGCGACAGCCCCUGAGGCCGACAGUGGCCACUGUCCCCACGCACAGGGCUUGGGGAUGACUGCAUGAUCUUUAGGCUGAGGCUAAAGGGGGAAAAGCCCUUCCUCCUUCUGGCAGAGGAGGAGGCGGGGAGAAGGGCUGCGCCCCGCCCGCCCAGGAGCAGAGGUCCCGGCAGGGCACUGGGUUCAGGGCUCAGGAGCGCACGGGAAGGCAGGAGGGGACUGGGAGUGAUGAGAACUUCUCCCCUUUCGGAGUUCCAGCCGGAUUUCUGUUUGUCCAGAUAAAAGCUCCGUAUAAUGAGCACUGACAUGCGGAUGGUAAUUACCAACACAAAACAAAACUAAAACCCACCCACCCCCGCGAACCCUCAUGUAAGGGCAGAAGCCUGAGCCGUGGGGGCCGGUCCCUGUGACCGCGGAGAAGAAGGGAUGCUGAGUGGGGACGCCGGGCGUCCACAUGGUCACUGCAUCGAAGGGCUCGGGAUUCUUCCCACUGCAGGGGCCGUCCGGCUUCGUGGCGGCGCUGACCGGGUGGAAGGCACAGUGGAGGUGUACGCCAACGGCGCGUGGGGCGCAGUCUGCAGCAGCCACUGGGACGACGCGGAUGUUGCGGUCGUCUGUCACCAGCUGCAGCUGGGGAGAAAGGGCGUGGCAGAGCACACCCCGCUGUCCGGGCUGGGCCGCAUCCCCGUUCACUGGAGCGGCGUCCGCUGCCGAGGAGACGAGGGGGGCCUCCAGCUGUGCGCCAGGGACCUGCACGAGGGCCGCGUGGAGCUCUACCACGCCGGCCGGUGGGGGACCGUCUGCGACGACCAGUGGGACGACGCCGACGCGGAAGUCAUCUGCAGGCAGCUGGGCCUCAGUGGCGUCGCCAGAGCGUGGACGCGGGCCUACUUCGGGGAGGGGUCCGGCCCGGUGCUGCUGGACGAAGUGCGCUGCACCGGCAACGAGCUGGCCAUCGAGGAGUGUCCGAAGGGCUCCUGGGGCGAGCACAACUGUGGCCACGGAGAGGACGCCGGGGUGUCCUGCACCCCUCUGACCGACGGCGUCCUCAGACUCGCAGGGGGGAAGGACAGCCACGAGGGCCGCCUGGAGGUGUACUACGGGGGCCAGUGGGGGACGGUCUGUGACGACGGCUGGACGGAGCUGAACGCGCACGUGGUGUGCCGGCAGCUGGGGUUCAGUGAGGAGGUGGGCGUGGCCUGUGCCCCGCGCGGCGAGGGACACCGGCCGUCUCUGGGUUUCCCCAUCAGACUGGUGGACGGAGAAAAUGAGAGAGAGGGGCGCGUGGAGGUUUUCCUCCAGGGCCAGUGGGGAACCAUCUGUGACGACGGCUGGACUGACCGGGACGCGGCUGUGACCUGCCGGCAACUCGGCUACAGGCAUUUGAAGCGGCAGGAGCAGCGGGGCUGUGUGUGCCCGCCUUGGCCUGAGUGUCAUUCCUCCCCUUUCCGCCCAGCGCCCGUCCCCGGCUGUGGGCUCCGACCGCUGCACCGUCGGCAGAAGCGCAUCGUUGGCGGGAAGAACUCGCUAAGUCUCAGGUACGGGAACGGCUCGCGGAGCUAUGCUGUCCGGGUCGGGGAUUACCACACGCUGGUGCCCGAGGAGUUUGAAGAAGAAAUCGGAGUCCAACAGAUUGUCAUCCACGGGGCGUACCGGCCGGACAGCAGUGACCACGACAUCGCCCUGGUCAGCCGCUUCACCGGAAGGAUGCUCUGCGCCGGGAGCCUCCACGGACACAGCCGCGUGGACAGCUGCCAGGGGGACAGCGGCGGGCCCCUCGUGUGCGAGCGGCCGGGAGCCGGCUGGGCCGUGUACGGGGUGACCUCCUGGGGCUAUGGCUGUGGGGCCAAGGGUUCGCCCGGCGUUUAUACCAAAGUUUCAGCCUUUGUACCUUGGAUAAAAAGUGUCACCAAACUGUAAUUGGUGGAACCCUCAAGGAAAUAGUACUUAAAAAACGUGUUGGCAACUUUCAACCUCAGCGUUGGUCCUCAGCCCGAGAGGCCCAACGGGGCCCGAGGUCCCGGUGUGCUGUGAUAGGACUGUGUCCCCUCGGCUGCCUGGGAGGACUUGUGGCGUGGACGUUUCUGUAGAACCUCCAUGUGGCACUGAUUACCCUGAAUUGGCAUUGCCGCCUCCCAAGCUGGUUCCACUGGGGACUAAGUUUAUUCUCAUUUGAACCUUACUGAACUCUUUUCUCAGAAUCCUGGGUAUUACUGUAUAUACUGAUUGUGCAAUAACGCUGUUUUUACCUUUAUUUGGAGAACUUAUAACUGAACCAGUGAUAUAUGGAUUCAUAUUAAGUGCCCAUGUUUGACGGAAAAAAUACUCAUUACCUCACUCAGA